Messenger RNA from Clunio marinus, 313 nucleotides. NCBI's taxonomy places the organism in Eukaryota, Metazoa, Arthropoda, Insecta, Diptera, Chironomidae. The record is from the annotation of a GenBank genome assembly.
UUUUUCGUAUUCUAGUAACCGAUCGGCGUUUUCGUGGUGCUCGGUUUUUUUUAGUUUCUGUUUCUUUCGUGCGCGAUUUGAGCUGCAAAAUUCUUUGCGCAUUUUUCUAUCAUUUCUUCCUCUCCACCCGUCGUUCACACCAAACCCCACAACACGAUUUUUUUCCGCUUUCAUGCAAGCCGUCUCGUUCACAACAAUUGUUUUAAAGUCUGAGUUUUCAUUUGAAUGUCGAGUCGGAAUGAUCUUUCGCGUGCGAGUAGCGGAAAGUGUAAAAUUUCUUCUCGCAACUUGUUACGAGUUCAAUCAAUCUUAA